Messenger RNA from Phragmites australis (common reed), 845 nucleotides. RefSeq names its product thioredoxin-like 3-3. Bases 236 to 640 code for a protein of 134 amino acids. The record is from RefSeq and is a predicted model, not a curated record. The transcript has 4 exons. NCBI's taxonomy places the organism in Eukaryota, Viridiplantae, Streptophyta, Magnoliopsida, Poales, Poaceae.
GCUCGGCUCGUUGACAGCCCUUCACGGGCGCGGCUGCUCGGUCCUAGCUGCCGCAGUCCGUCCCAUCCACCUCGUCCACCGGCCGCUGUUUUCGGUUACGACUGCGGCGCUGCCCGUCGGGCGAGUCGGCCUCCUUCCGCCGUCCGCCGUCUUGGCUUCUCCAACCACUCAUCUUUUGCCUGUUCACUUGUUCAGGGUUUGCGGGACGAAUAAGCCACAGGGGCGAACCGGGAUCAUGGGGGAGGCAGGCACCGGGAAGGAGGAGGCCACGAGGACAGGCCUGGAAGGCACUGGCCUGCCGCUCCAAGGCGGCUCCCAUGGCAACCUUCGCAGCGCCGGCAGCGACCAGCAACUGAGGCAGAUAUUCGAUUCCCUUAAAUCCUCCAAGGCUCCCGCUGUGAUCAACUAUGGUGCCUCAUGGUGCCGUGUUUGCAGUCAGAUUCUUCCAUCCUUCUGCAAGUUGAGCAAUGAAUUCAAGAAUCUUACUUUCAUCUAUGCAGACAUUGAUGAAUGCCCUGAAACAACACAAAACAUACGCUACACUCCAACCUUCCAUUUCUAUCGAGACGGAGAAAGGGUUGAUGAGAUGCUUGGUACAGGAGAAGAGAGAUUACAUGAUCGGUUAUGGUUGCAUUCUUGAUGGCUAUCUGUCACUGGCAUCCACUUCCAUUGUUUUCACGAACGAUUUAUGCAGAAUGCAAAUUCAUGUAUUUUCUUCAUUUCUGUAACUACUAAAAGAGUUCUGUUGUCAAACCCAGUCAUUUGGAGAACGUAGUCUGUAUUUGUUGUCCAUGGCCAUGUUUACUCUAUGAAGCAUAUAAGACUUGCUAAACCUGUGUGGCUCU